AUGUUAGCCGAGGAGGCAGAGUCUUGUGCGCGCUUGGCUGUGACGCUGGAUGUUGGAACCAUCGAUACCAUACGCCUGACCAUGCGUUUGCUUGUGCCUGUGGACAACGGUGGUUGUCCAGAAGACAUUGAGUGGCAUUUCAUUGGUCAUUUGCAGCGCAACAAGGUCAAGCAGCUGGCUGCCGUGCAGGGUUUGGCCAUGGUAGAGACAGUGUCGAGCCAGAAGCUCGCUGACGCUCUGAACAAGACGUUUGCCGAGCAAGAGCGGACCGUCUCGGUCCUCAUUCAGGUUAACACGAGCCGUGAGGAGAACAAGCACGGCGUGCUAGAGGAUGAAGUGGUGGCCGUGGCCAAGCAUAUCACUGCCUCAUGCCCAGCUCUUCGACUAUGCGGUUUGAUGACCAUCGGCAACCUUGAGCAAUCUUUGGCUCCGGAGGAAACAAACCCCGACUUUGAGACACUGGUUCGGUGUCGGGCGGCAGUGGCGAGCGAACUCGGCCGUGAUGCAGAGGAGCUCGAGCUCAGCAUGGGCAUGUCGUCCGAUUACGAGACAGCUAUUCGUCAGGGCAGCACCAACGUGCGAGUGGGAUCAACCAUCUUUGGAGCUCGACACUACGCCCCCAAGUAGCCAACGGCUGACUUCUUCCCAUGCAAUUCAAACUUGUUCGUGCC
Messenger RNA from Monosiga brevicollis MX1, 671 nucleotides. RefSeq lists its product as uncharacterized. Bases 1 to 627 code for a protein of 208 amino acids. The record is from RefSeq and is a predicted model, not a curated record. The transcript is spliced from 6 exons. Gene Ontology annotation, cellular component: intracellular anatomical structure. Lineage: Eukaryota; Choanoflagellata; Craspedida; Salpingoecidae. Gene Ontology annotation, molecular function: pyridoxal phosphate binding.